AUGAUUGUCCCAUCUGAAAUUUCCUUAAGUCCCACUUACGAUCACCUCACUGUGGCAGGUGAAGAGCUCAAGGGGUUGUCUGUGGAUGAAGUGCAGAAGGCCACGAGUCGGAUUUGCAUUUCAAGCAGAGCUGUUGUGAAGAUAUCGAAGACAAAGGAUGAGACCAACUUCUUGCUUCAUGGAAGCCAGGAAGGCGUGAAGAAUGCCAAAACACUCAUCAAGCAGAAGUUUCGAAGCAAAUUUCAGAUCACGUUUGAUAUUCCCUCAAGAUCACGACGUGCCGUAGUUGGAAUGAAAGGAAGCACAGUGAGAGCCAUCAAGAGAAAGCACAAUGUUGAUAUCAAAAUUGACCGCAGGCGCUUAUGUAAACCAAUAGAUUUCGAGGACUAUCAUGAUGUUGAUCAGCUUGCGCUUUUCAAACAAAACCCGUCGGGUGAGGUUCGUUAUGUCGCUUCGGUGGAAGUGAAGGUGAUGGGCAGCCAAAUGGAUUGUGUGGCAGCAAAGACCCAGAUUUUAAAACUUGUACUGUCACAGAUUGUCGAAUUUUGUCACUUCCCGCACGGCUUAUAUCGCUACGAAGCGAGAAUAAGGGCCAAGGAGUGCUUCAAUGAUGUAUCCAUCUUUACUGGCCAUUCACCAAUUAACACUUUAGCAGUGGAAGGCUACAAGGAUACAGUGUAUGAAGUUAUGAAGCUUCUUCGCUCCUUUGCAGAUCUUGAAUGUGAUUCGGUAGUUAUUCCUUCUGCAUUGAGGUACACUGGUUUCAUGAGCUCUGUUAAGAAUGUCGAAACAGAAGAUUCAAAAGAAAAUGUUCACAAGGACGAAACGAACAUAAUAAUCAAGGGCCAUAGAGCGGAUGUAUCGACGGCUCGUCAGAUGAUUGUUGAACACAUUGCAAAAUAUUUUUCUCAUAGACUCAUGUUGAUAGAUCUUCACGGUGGUAACAUUGAACAUGUCAGGAGAGUAUUGUCGUUGAAUCCAGUGCAGGCUUGCUUUGAAAAUGUAUGUGAUAAGAACUCUGUUAAGGUAACGCAUCCAGAGAAGGAGAUGAACAAUGUUGAAUACAUCGAGGUGUUUGGACUAAAAGAAAAGGAUGUGAUGCUAUCUAUUAGUCAACUAGAAUGUGUCGUCGAAUCAGUGAAGCCGAAUGACGUUCACCUCUGCUUUGACGAGAAUCUCAUCUGGAGACUACAACCGCUUCUCAAGGUCAACUAUCUAGAAGAUGGAUGCAAAAUGGAGUUUCAUUGUGACGGGGAUGAAGAUUGCAAGGACAUGAUCACCUUGUUUGACGAAACUGAGCGGGUGGAGAAGACGGUCACUCUCAUCAACCAGAUUUUGCAUUGCGAGAAAGUGCAGGGGGUAUACACAGUGGUAUUCGAAAUUCCGUCUUUGUUGGUUUAUUAUCUCAAGAAUUACUACUAUAUCUCUGAUUACAAGAAAAAGUAUGGCAUAAAACCGCACAUAGUUAGGAAGGAUGGACAACCCAACAGAUUAACAUGGCAGACAAGCACCUCGGACGUGUCUAUUGUCACACUUACGGGAAACAGGGUCUACGUUGAUGCCCUCAAAUGUGAGAUUGAAGAAGAGGUCAAGAAAUUUAUUCCCUACAUGUUUACAGAGGUGUGUGAUAUCGAUGAAAGUUUCUUUGCUCGAGUCAGUGGAAGGGAAUUUUCUAACAUACUGGAAUUGGAACGGCUGCACAAAGUGAAGACCAGCUUAGGAAUAUCCUUGGCAUAUGCUUACCUUUUUAACGAUUCUAGUGGCUCUUUCAAUAGUGAUCAUCGCGUUCAGAUAAUGGGAGGAUCAAGCACACUGGUAAUCCAGGCUAAGGAGGGUCUCUUGAGACUUUUGGAAACAAUCAAAGAGUCCACUGAAACAGCUACAAUUUGCGUACCGAAAGAUCUACGUUACGACAUUCGAAAUCAACUAGAUUUAUCGAGACAUAAUGAGGAAUGUUGGGGAGUUGAUUACGAGUUUCGAGAUGACGAUGCAGAUGACUUCAUCACGCUAGAUCUUCAUGGGUGUCAGCCGGACCUCAGGAACGCGGUGGAAAGAAUAAAUGGCAUGAUAUCGGAGCAUAUAGAGAAGGAAAAAGACAAAUCAUAA
Candidozyma pseudohaemuli is the source of this 2106-nucleotide messenger RNA. RefSeq lists its product as uncharacterized. Gene Ontology annotation, molecular function: RNA binding. Bases 1 to 2106 code for a protein of 701 amino acids. NCBI's taxonomy places the organism in Eukaryota, Fungi, Ascomycota, Pichiomycetes, Serinales, Metschnikowiaceae. The transcript is spliced from 2 exons. The record is from RefSeq and is a predicted model, not a curated record.